Molecule: messenger RNA, 1068 nt
Organism: Serendipita indica DSM 11827
Lineage: Eukaryota; Fungi; Basidiomycota; Agaricomycetes; Sebacinales; Serendipitaceae
Source: the annotation of a GenBank genome assembly
AUGUAUGGCCCGAAUACAAGUAAGCACCCGUCUGGUAACGACCUGAUCAACCGAUCCUCUGGUAGUUCUGCGACCCCCCGGGAGGUCCAUACAUUACUUUCCGGUGAUGCAACCACCCUUCCAUCCGCGCGUGAAUUAAUAUCCGGCAACGGGCCCAACUCCCCUCUCCCAAGCGACAAAGCAAUCAAUCAACCGCCUCCCGACGAAGCGCCCGCCAGGGAUGAUCAUAUUGCCUCAGAUGACACAGCACAGGGACAUCCGAUUGUCCAGUCUUUCGUCAGUAACACAGAUGCCCCGCUUCCUUGCCCGAGUGAUCAGUCGGGCACCCAACAAGCAGGCAACAAUGCAUAUACUCAACCAUCUACCAAUGAGGUGGACCUCAACCAGGCUCAUGGAGUGUCGGAUCGCAUAGAAAACCAGCAGAAUAUCGACCCCUCCAUCAAUGAAGCAAGCACCACACUCCCAAGUGACACGAGAAGCGUGCCACCUCUUAAGGAGACGACAGCUUUAAGCACCAGUUAUCUGAUCAGUCCCAUGGGGACCCAUUUUGCCUUGCGUAGCCCUCGCAUACCGAACUACGUUAAGGGCGACCAAGGUGCUCCACCAAUCGCAGUGAACCAAUGCGAUCCAAGUACGACGUAUGACAGGCCCUAUACCAUUUGGGAUCAUUACAACGUAAGGGCGACGAAGGUAGAUGCAGAUCUCAUCAAGGACGCAAAUGAUACAGCACAGCUUCUCCUUACCUUUGCUGGUCUCCUCUCAGCUGCUCUCGCGGCUUUCAUCGCCAUCGCUUUUGCAAAACUAUCCCCGGAUCCUAACGAAACCCUCCUGGCCGUCCUCACAACCUUGAAAAACGACAGCAUUUCAAUGCCAAAUAUCCAAAAAUCGCCAUCAUACGGUGCCCGAGUCAAUGCAUUUCUCUUUGGUGCCAUCAGCGUCGCCAUGGUUGUUGCCGUACUCUGCAUUUUCGUUAAUCAAUGGGCUCGUAGCUAUCAAGAGAGAUUGCAACGCACUUCUCCUCUCCACAUCAUCAAGCUCGGGUCCGCUACUUCCUCCAUCGUGGCGUAG